AUGAGAUAAACCUUUUAAAAAUCGUAUCUAUACCUGCUAAAUUAAAAACUUCAACUAUUAGAUUAAGAUAAUGAAAAUCUUUUGAUAGAAAGAGUUAAAAAAUGUUUAAAACUUCCAGUUCAUAUAAUAUACAAAUUAUAAUUAAACUAACUAAAAUAACAACAGUUAAUCAAGUCAACAAGAGACCAAUUAAAUUAAUGCAUCUAGUUGAUCUAUUUAGACUAAAACCGAAUAUAGAUGCUAAAGUUGAUUUAAGUAAGAAUAAUUUAUAUCCAUAUUGUAGAUAAUUUGUGAUACUUAUUUAAUUACUAUUGACAGCAUCUCUGUUAGAUAUUAGUUUCAAUGAACCUGGUCUCUCUCUUUAUUUUGAUUUUUGAUGUUUAGUCUUAUAUUGAUAACAUAAAUAUAAUGUAUUUUGAAAUAAUUUUAGGAAAAUACGUGGAAUUAAUGGCUUGAUUGUAUAUUUUUAAGGAGAAACAUAUGUAAUAUUAAAUGCAUUAGAAGAAUUAGAAUGCAUUGAUAAUUAUAAUAGUAAAUUUGCUAAGUCAAAUUAAGAUAAUAAAAAUGUAGAUAUAGCAGGAAGUAUAUUAAACUUUAUUACAAAAUUAAUCUUAAUAGUUCUUUUGUAUUUAUACGGAAAAAGAAUAUAAUUGUUGAAAAUAAUCCAAGAGAUGCAAAAGAAGAAGAGAUAAUCAUGA
This is a messenger RNA of Paramecium sonneborni, 698 nucleotides long. The record is from the annotation of a GenBank genome assembly. NCBI's taxonomy places the organism in Eukaryota, Ciliophora, Oligohymenophorea, Peniculida, Parameciidae.